Pelagomonas calceolata is the source of this 1303-nucleotide messenger RNA. The record is from the annotation of a GenBank genome assembly. Lineage: Eukaryota; Pelagophyceae; Pelagomonadales; Pelagomonadaceae.
GGGUGUCCCCGGCAGCCGGCAAUUACGGCUCAUUGCCAUUAUAUAGCGCUGCAUGUUGUUUAACUGAUAGCGCUGCAUGUUUAACUGACUCAUUGAGCAAUUCCCGGCCGAAAGUCAAAGAGCUGUGGCCACCUCAAUGCGGCGCCACCUCAUUGCCAUCGCAUCAGUCGUGGCGGUGGUCCAGGGCCUCGCAGGACGCGCGAGUGUGCCGCUCGCGCAAAAACCGACGCUCUUCUCGCGGGGGUCGUACUUUGCGCAGCGCGCGCGCGAGGACGCGGCGCGCGCCGUCCGGCGCGCGCUCUUCGGCGACCAGCUGAGCCAGCUGCAGGUGGGCGGUCCGCGGGCCAUCCCGGACGGCGGGCGAGUGGUCGUCACCGGCUCUACGUCGGGGGUCGGCCUGGACGUCGCCAGGGAAGUUGCCGCGCUGGGCUACGACGUCGUCGUCUGCGGCCGGGACGAGAAGAAGCUCGAGCGCGCCGUGGCUCUCGUGGGGCGCGUCGCGAGGCGGGGCGUGGAGUCCGCGCGGUUCGACCUGGAGUCGCUGACGGAGACGCGCGCCGCCGCCGCCGCCAUCGGGCGCGCGGACGGCCUGGUGCUGUGCGCGGGCUGCUGGCCCACGACCCUGCGGUACACCGAGGACGAGCUCGAGGCGGGGCUCCAGGCCAACCACCUGGGGCACUUCCUCCUGGCGACGCGGCUCCUCGACGCGGGCGGCGUCGCGCGCGUCGUCUCCGUCGCGUCGACGGCGCACGCCGCGACGCGCCAGGACCGCCUGGAGCUGGACGACGCGCGCUGGACGCGCCGGGCCUUCGACCCGCUGGAGGCCUACGCCCAGACCAAGCUGGCGAACGUGCUCUUCGCGCGCGAGCUGCCGCGGCGGUACGCCGUCGAGGCCGUGAGCGCGCACCCCGGCGCCGUGGACUCGGAGCUGUUCCGGGACUUCGACGUCGCGCUGCCGCCGGACCCGUUCGGCCUGCUGCCGCCGACGGUCGACGCGUCGAUCGGGACGCUCUCGACGACGGCGCAGUCGUUCCUGAAGGGGGUCGUCGGCAGCGCCCCGGUCUCCGUCUUCAAGAAGCCGCGGGACGCCGCGCGCGACGUCGUCGUGGGGCUGGUCGCGCCCGGCCUCGCGGGGGCCUACCUGUCGGACGGCGAGCCCACGGAGACGUCGCCGGGCGCCGCGGACGACGCGGCGGCGGCGGAGCUGUGGGACUGGUCCCGGUCGACGAUCGACGAGGCGCUCGCUUUGAUCGACGAGGAGCGGGCGCGCGGGGACUGGGACUUCUAAUGUGCCGUGUGUGUG